GCAACAACAACACGUCACCAAAGAGAAAACUUUCAAAACCAUCGUACAUCCCACGGAAAUAAAUUGCGGCGUAUCUACCAACUCACAAUGACCCAAGUCCCCGUGCCGAAGCCCCAAGAUGACUUGCAGACUGUUGUAGAGUCUCGGACGAGGGAAUGGCACUUUCACAUCUACUUCCUACUGCAAUCGCCCACUGAAACAGCCGCAGCACUUGCGCUUCGUGAUGCAGUAUUAAGACUUCGUCGCGAUGGCGCCUUUGUGGCCGUUCCGCUACAUAGAGUGAACGAGUAUCCUACUGGGCCGCAUCCCGCUGGGUCCUAUGAGAUCUGGGUUCCAGAUUCGUCGUUCUCCGACGUCUUUUUCUACCUGGCAACAAACCGAGGAAACUUGAGUAUCCUCAUCCAUCCUCUAACUUCGCAACAACGUCGAGAUCACGAGACUCGCAAUGGCUGGUUAGGCACACCGUGGCCCAUCUAUCUGGACGGGCUGCCUCGCGAAAGUGACGAGGUUCCUCUUCAAUAUCCUGAGCUGGGCCUUGGUUGGUCAACCGUUCCAGAAGAUGAGAUAUCACUUGAUGAGAGGAGAAAGAGAGGCGCAAAAAUCGAGGCGCUUUUGGCUAAUGAUCCUGAGGCGGCCCCUGCCCCUCAAGACUGAUGAUUGAGUGUGGUUUACCAGAGACUCAGGUUCUCCAAUAGAGUACUGCUAUUGUGGAAGUACGGGGUGCCAUACCCCCUGUAGAGUUACAUGGUAGCUCCGACUUAGUGCUAAGAGAAUUUCUGGGAACUGUUGUUAAUGUUAUGCGGACUUUGGAAAUCUCCAUGCCUAUCAACUGUGAUUACAUGCACUACGACAUAACCUAUCAUCAAAGAGAAAUGUUCAAGGCAUGCUUUGUAAGGACGAGAUUUAUAUCUUAGUACAAUAACAUU
This is a messenger RNA of Trichoderma asperellum CBS 433.97, 926 nucleotides long. RefSeq lists its product as uncharacterized. Lineage: Eukaryota; Fungi; Ascomycota; Sordariomycetes; Hypocreales; Hypocreaceae. The record is from RefSeq and is a predicted model, not a curated record.